GUGGCAUUGGCCAUUGACGAAGGUGACAUAUGCGAUCAAAGAAAUACCAAAAUGGUCAAUUAUGCUAACUCAGCUUAUAAGCAGGAGAGGACCGCGACCCUUCCAGUUCGCUACAUUGGGUGCCCACGGCCAAGGAGCCGUUUCCUUCGCGAACACAGAGUAAAGAUAUAGAUUCUAUUAUAUGGCAUCUCCCCAGUUACCGGAAAAGCUUCGCCGAACUACCGGCUCGGGUAAUCGACGUUGGACUGGACGGACAGGAUCCAUUCUUACAUGUUUCUCAAGGGGGUCAGGGGGCGUAUCUCGCUCUCAAUCACCGAUAUGAAUGUCCUGGUUGGGACCCAACGUUUGAAUCCAUCCCCCAAACAUUCCACGAUGCCAUAGAAAUUUCGCGGAGCUUGAAUAUUCAAUACCUAUGGAUUGAUACUGUGUGCAUGGUUGGGGAUGAGAAAGCCGAUGAUAUUGCCGAUGUAUAUUCGUACGCGUCUCUGACCCUUUUUGCGGAUCGAGCUAGCCAUAUCGACGACGGCCUUUUCCGGGGCGUCGGUUCAACACAACCCCCUCGAAUACUGCGAUUCACGGAUGGAAAAUCAGGUAUAACCACCGAAGUCCUCGCUUAUACCCGACUAAACACAAGCAUAGAGAUAUCCAUACUCGAUGCGUCUGACUUAUUCUACCAGCAGCCUGGUCAGAGAAACUCUCAACCUGAUGGCAGAACUGGGAAAAUAUGGGAACACCUUCUACAAGAAGAAUGUCUCUCAGAUCGGAGAAUCUGCUUCACGGAUACAGGAAUAAAGUGGGACCGCGAAGCGUACACCUGUUGUGAAUGUGACACGUCCAUUUACGAAGACGAAACUAAUCUUAGGACCAUCUUUUUUCAACUCACCAACUCCGAUUGUUGGGAAUACGAGGACUACCCGAUGAUUCCCCUAAAACGUUGGCAGGACCUCAUUGAACGAUAUACAUCUACGAACCGAGCCUACGAUUCUAAGAGACUCGUGGCAAUAGCAGCCAUAGCGUCCAACAUCCCAAGGCCGCCGCAGGAUUACCUUGCUGGUUUGUGGCGCGGUCAUCUCGACAAGAGCCUUCUCUGGAAAGCGGCCGAGCCAUUUUCCCAGUGCCGUAGGAUAACCGAAGGCGGCGUACCAUCGUGGUCAUGGGCUUCUAUAUCCGGGCCGAUACAAUUUAUCAGGCUCCAGUGGUAUACGGAUGCAGAUUCCGAUAUAGACAUGGACGUGGAUAUUGAUUUGGAUACAGACGAUGACAACCGGUUUACAUGGCAAAUAUUGGGAGCCUGGUGCGUCCUUCAAGAUAAUAAUGACCCCUAUGGACCGGUUAAGAUAGGAUCCCUACGGGUAAGGAGUCAAGUCUGUACAGUGAGAGUCGAGGAGAUGCCAGAGUGCAUUAACAAGCUGGGCAUCAUGCCAGCUCAUUCGGAUCUCUACAUCCGUCCUUUUCUUCCUCGGGUGUUGGAGUUGGAUGUUCCAAGUGAUUGGCAUAUCCUAACAUCCGAGAGUCCGCCCCAGUCCCAACUCGUAAGUGCCGCAGUGGAAGAUAUGAUUUCCAAGGAAUAUGGCGCAUCACGCAUAUUGUGUCUACUCCUGAGGAGUUCACCAAGUCGCAUUGGCUGCUGGGAGAGAGUUUGUUACGUCCCUCUCUGCGAUCACUUGGAUUUGUGGAGAUCAUGUUUUUCUAAGGAAGAAAUUAUCAUCGUCUAGCUAACGGGCCAAGAAAUAUCGGCUUCAGUGUUAGACCGGUGGUGACACAACAUGCGCGUUUCGCAAUUCCCUAACCACGCGAAUCCUCUUGCUUAGAUAGGUAUUUCCUAAUAACAAGUUAAACACAGCCACUAUUUUCUUUAUUUGAAUGCCUCUCCUAGCACCUCAGUGAGGGUAUCUAAAUGUACUAACAUAGCCACCAUCGGGGGCAUAACAGGCAACAAUGGGCGGCCUCGCAGCCUUCUCAAUACGCGGGGUUGUACUUUGACUUGACACAAGUGCGAUGUGUAACAUGGUCCGCACCCCAUAUGCAACACUUUGUCAACAAGGGUUGCGUUCCGCUCGUCACAAAGCCAUGGCCCCUCUUGUACGGCGUCUCGUCGCUGAGCUUCGCAUGACUAUCCGAGGCGAACGAAUAAUCUCAGUGGAGAUAUGAUAUAGAUGCUCACAAUAUUCAAUCAGCACUACCCCCCACAUAGCUUUAGCCGAAUGGUCAGUCUGUAUCGUUUGACCUACAAGUCCAGUGACUUUCUUUUUACACGCGGUGCCAGGUGGGCGAUCCAAGGCGUUCUGUCUAGGUGGAAUGGGAUGGGGAAAUGUAAAAAGGUACUCCGGAGUACGUAUAGGGUUAUACAGUUCUCAUUAACUAGGCGUGACUGAGACCUACAUAAC
Molecule: messenger RNA, 2387 nt
Organism: Hypoxylon trugodes
Lineage: Eukaryota; Fungi; Ascomycota; Sordariomycetes; Xylariales; Hypoxylaceae
Exons: 1
Coding region: 432-1715 (427 amino acids)
Source: RefSeq, a predicted model, not a curated record